AUGGCCACGCCGCUGCUCCUCGCCUCCCGCGCCGCCCACGCCACCGCCUACGCCUCGCAGCACCUCACCGCCUCCACCUCCAAGGAGCCCCCGCCGCGGGUGCGGCCCAAGCGCGCCGGCCCCGGCCCCGGCAGCACCACCAAGUCCCUCGUCCUCUCCCACGCCGCCGCCGGCCGCCUGGACGACGCUCUCGACACCCUCGAAUCCUCCGGAAGCCAGGACGCGUUCCUCCACAACGUCCUGAUCCGGGCCUUCGCCGACGCGGGCCUCCCGGCGGGCGCGCUGGCAGCCUACCGCGCCAUGCUCUCCGCCGGCGCGCGCCCCGACCGCUUCACCUUCCCCGUCGUCCUCAAGUGCUGCGCGCGCCUGGGAGACCUCGAGCACGGCCGCGCCGCGCACUCGGCGGCGAUCAGGCUCGGCGCGGCGGGCGCCGACCUGUACACGGGCAACUCCCUCCUCGCCUUCUACGCCAGGCUCGGCAUGGUGGGCGACGCCGAGAGGGUGUUCGACGGAAUGCGGGUCCGGGACCUCGUCACCUGGAACUCCAUGGUGGACGGGUACGUGUCCAACGGGCUCGGCGCGCUCGCGCUGGACUGCUUCCGCGAGAUGCCCGACGCGCUGCAGCAUGACGGCGUCGGGAUCAUCGCCGCCCUCGCCGCCUGCUGCCUCGAAUCAGCACUGACGCAAGGGCGGGAGGUCCACGCCUACGCGAUCAGGCACGGGCUGCUGGAGCGCGACGUCAAGGUCGGCACCUCGCUCCUCGACAUGUACUGCAAGUGCGGCGCCGUCGCGUGCGCCGAGAGCAUGUUCGCGUCCAUGCCGUCGCGGACCGUGGUGACCUGGAACUGCAUGAUAGGCGGGUACGCGCUGAACGGGCAUCCCGGCGAGGCGUUCGAUUGCUUCGUGCGAAUGAAGGCGGAGGGGCACCAGGUGGAGGUGGUCACCGCUAUCAACCUGCUCGCUGCCUGUGCUCAGACUGACAACCCGCUCUACGGAAGGAGCGUUCACGGUUUCGUCACCAGAAGGCAGUUCCUUCCUCACGUGGUGCUCGAGACUGCGCUUCUCGAGAUGUACAGCAAGGUUGGCAGAGUGAAAUCGUCUGAAGCGGUGUUUGGUCGGAUGGCGAACAAAACUCUGGUGUCGUGGAACAAUAUGAUCGCUGCCUACAUGUACAAGGAGAUGUACAGGGAGGCGAUCGCGUUGUUCCUGGACCUGCUGAACCAGCCUCUCCAUCCUGAUUAUUUCACCAUGUCGGCAGUGGUACCUGCAUUCGUUCUGCUGGGGUUACUGAGGCAAUGCAGGCAGAUGCACAGCUACAUUAUCAGGCUAGGUUACGGGGAGAGCACUCUCAUUAUGAACGCUGUUAUGCAUAUGUAUGCCAGGUGUGGUGACGUAGUGUCCUCAAGGGAGAUAUUUGACAAAAUGGCAGACAAGGAUGUCAUCUCGUGGAACACGAUGAUCAUGGGCUAUGCGAUUCAUGGUCAGGGGAGGACUGCAUUGGAGAUGUUCUCUGAGAUGAAAUGUAAUGGACUGCCACCAAAUGAGAGUACCUUCGUGUCUGUGUUGACUGCUUGCAGUGUCUCAGGCUUGGCAGAUGAAGGCUGGACGCAGUUCAAUUCGAUGCAACGUGAGUAUGGUAUGGUACCACAGAUUGAGCACUACGGAUGCAUGGCAGAUCUUCUGGGUCGGGCAGGUGAUCUUAGAGAGUUGCUGAAAUUCAUUGAAGGAAUGCCAAUUGCCCCAACAUUCAGGAUUUGGGGCUCCCUUCUGACUGCAAGCAGGAACAGGAAUGAUAUAGAUUUAGCAGAAUAUGCAGCAGAGAGGAUAUUCCAGCUAGAGCUAGAGCAUGACAACACGGGUUGCUAUGUUCUUCUUUCUUCCAUGUACGCUGAUGCUGGGAGAUGGAGGGAUGUGGAGAGGAUAAAAUCACUGAUGACCCAGAAGGGGUUGCAAAGGACGGAUGCGAGAAGCAUAGUCGAGCUUCAUGGCGUCACCUGCAGUUUUGUCAAUGGAGACAUGACACACCCUCAGAGCAAGACGAUUCAUGAAGUAUCUGACGUUUUGUCGAGAAAGAUCGGUGAAACGGAUGACCCAAGAAAUCAUUGUGAUCCUAUCUCGUUGACCUCAAGGAGAACGACAGUUCCUAACAAGCAUAGUGUCAGGCUGGCGGUCGUCUUCGGUCUGAUAUCAUCCGAGGCCGGAACCCCAGUUCUUGUCAAGAAGAACGUGCGGAUAUGCAACGACUGCCAUCAUGCGCUCAAGUUGAUAUCGAAAUAUUCAGGACGGAGGAUUGUUGUUGGCGACACGAAUAUCUAUCACGAAUUUUCAGAUGGCUCUUGCUGCUGUGGUGACUAUUGGUGAAUGUUGAUGACAAGCUUGGAUGCGUUUCAGCAAAAGCAAGACAAGGCCAGGAUGCAGAUAUUCUGUCAUGACAAAGCGCAACUGCAUGUCCCAGAUUCAGACCUCACACAGCUUCUGAAUUCUGAUGCCGUGCUACUACAGCACCGGUACAAAUCUUCAGAGAAGAUACACGAGAGAUGAAUUCGCAUGUAGUCAUCUCUUCCACUCGAAGAACAAUUUUGAGGGAAUGCUGCUGGUGCCGGAGAUCGCACAUUGGACGGGAAGAAGAUUCACCUUUUUGUACUAAUUGACAUUGUCGCAUUGACAUGAUGUACAAAGUCUGUUCUUUUCAACUGAAAUUUUUGGAGUUACAGGUAAUUCAGUGUAUAGUUGUAUAACAUACAUCAUACAUGGAUCAAUCAAAUGCAAAAUGAAAAUUGGUUUCCA
Molecule: messenger RNA, 2787 nt
Organism: Lolium rigidum
Lineage: Eukaryota; Viridiplantae; Streptophyta; Magnoliopsida; Poales; Poaceae
Product: pentatricopeptide repeat-containing protein At4g35130, chloroplastic-like
Exons: 1
Coding region: 1-2361 (786 amino acids)
Biological process (GO): RNA modification
Molecular function (GO): RNA binding; protein binding; zinc ion binding
Source: RefSeq, a predicted model, not a curated record